Molecule: messenger RNA, 1788 nt
Organism: Talaromyces stipitatus ATCC 10500
Lineage: Eukaryota; Fungi; Ascomycota; Eurotiomycetes; Eurotiales; Trichocomaceae
Exons: 2
Coding region: 1-1788 (595 amino acids)
Biological process (GO): glucan catabolic process
Molecular function (GO): beta-glucosidase activity
Source: RefSeq, a predicted model, not a curated record
AUGGACAAAAUCCAAUCUUCCUCUGUCACGCCGCCAUACCGUCAAAAAGAGCUCCCUGUGGAGGAACGAGUUGAAGAUCUUUUGAAUCGAAUGCAAUUGGAUGAAAAAGCAGGGCAGCUCUUCCUUGAUACCAUUCAGCCGGCUCCCAAUGGCAACAUUGGCGUCGAAAGUCCCUUGUCCCUAAUCUGCUCAAAGCGAAUGUCUGCAUUCAGUAUUGGUGGGCCAAUCGAAAAUGCAAGAGAAAUAGCGCUCUGGAUCAAUCGAUUGCAGGAAUACGCAAUGGAAAGCAGGCUGGGUAUCCCAAUUAUUCUGGCUUUCGAUCCUCGUAACCACUUUUCCGAAGACAACAUCGCAACAGGAUGGAGACCUGGCGCUUUCUCUCAGUGGCCAGAGCCAUUGGGAUUGGCAGCUCUACGAUCACCAGAACUCAUCGAGAGGUUCACCGCCGUCGUGAGACAGGAAUAUGUCGCAGCUGGAAUCCGUCUCGCUCUCCAUCCACAGAUUGAUCUCGCCACAGAGCCGCGGUGGUCACGAAUAGGGGCAACGUUUGGCGAGGAUGCGGAUUUGACUGCUCGGUUGGUAGAAGGCUGCAUUGGCGGACUUCAGGGACGCUCCACUACCCUUCAAGAGGGGAGUGUGAGUUGUACGACCAAGCAUUUUCCCGGGGGCGGGCCACAGCUUGACGGCGAAGAUCCACACUUUGAAUUUGGUCGAGAGCAAGUCUAUAGUGGAAAUAGCUGGGAAUAUCACCUGAAACCAUUUCGAAACGCGAUCCGAGCAGGUACUUCUCGAAUUAUGCCAUAUUACGGUCUCCCUGUCGGAACGAAGUAUGAACAAGUUGGUUUCGCGUUCAAUCGGGGUGUCAUCACUGAACUACUCCGAGAGGAACUUGGAUUUAACGGCAUAGUAUGUACAGACUGGGGUCUCAUAACUGACAAGAAAAUCUUUGGAGAGGAAAUGCCUGCGCGAGCCUGGGGUGUAGAGCAUCUUACAGAAUUGGAGAGAGUUGCAAGGCUUCUAGAAGCUGGAUGCGACCAAUUAGGUGGCGAGGCAAGACCGGAACUUAUAGUGGAGCUAGUCCAGUCUGGCAGAAUAAGCGAGAAACGAAUUGAUGAAUCUGUCCGCAGACUACUUCGGGAGAAGUUUCUUCUAGGAUUAUUCGACAAUCCAUUCGUUGAUGUAGAUAUGGCCGAGAAGAUCGUGGGAAAUGCUUCCUUCCGAGCAGAGGGUGAGAAUGCCCAGCGCCGGUCCUUCACUUUGCUCACCAACACGCACCGUGUACUGCCUCUUUCGGCUGAAGUCCAGACCACUAAGAAGUUCUACAUAGAAGGAAUCAACAGGCUGGCAGCAGAAGAGCGAAAUAUGACUGUUGUCGAGAAGCCAGAAGAAGCCGAUGUUGCUCUUCUGAGAUUAAAGGCACCAUUUGAGCGACGGCCUGGUAAAUUCCAAGCACUCUUUCAUUGCGGUCGCUUGGACUUUCCUGCGGAAGAGCAGAGUCGCCAGCAAGCAAUCUACAAGACUGUUCCACUCGUCAUUGUGGAUCUUUAUUUGGAUCGCCCUGCUGUCGUGCCAGAAGUUGCUGAGCAAGCAUCCGCGUUCAUGGUGAAUUAUGGUUCCAGCGAUAGGGCCUUUCUGGACAUUGUAUUUGCCGAAAGAGGUGCUACCCCUGAGGGAAAGCUCCCUUUCGACAUGCCGCGGUCUAUGGAAGCUGUAACGAAUUCUAAAGAGGACCUACCUUUUGAUACAAAGGACCCGAUUUUCAAAUUCGGUCAUGGUCUCCAUUACUAG